UGAAUGUAAUUUUUUGAUACCGCUCAAGUGAAUCUAUUUUGUCCUACUGCGGCUUCCGUAUUUGGGGUAAAUCCAAAAUGGCUUCCGACAUCGACAACGAAUUGAUCGAGAAUGAUUUGCCCAAAGCUGUCGAAUUGUUCAAUACCCUCACAGAGCAGGUGGCGGCAGUGACGCGUCAUGUACAAGAUCUGCUGACUAAAGUUAAAGAAGGUGCAUUUAACACAUCGAAGGGCUUGUCCUUUUUGGAUCUUCGCUAUCACCUGCUACUCUUCUACCUCCAAGAUCUCACUCACCUGAUCAGCAUCAAGACAGAAGGUGGCAAAAUAAAGGAGAGUGAAGCCUUAAACCGUCUGGUCGCCAUCAGGACGGUCCUGGAGAAGAUGCGACCUCUUGACCACAAACUGAAGUACCAAAUUGAUAAACUGGUGCGCACGGCUGUCACUGGUAGUUUGGCUGAAAACGACCCCCUGCAGUUUCGUCCAAAUCCAGAGAAUCUCAUGAGCAAACUGAGCGACUCAGAGUCUGACGAUGAGGAGGAGAGCAAGGUGUCAGAGAAAAAAGCAGCCCGUGCCACAGACAGGAAAUAUGUUCCACCCAAAAUCGCUGCAGUGCAUUAUGAUGGCGACAUGACGGAAUCGGACAGACAGAAAGCUCAUGCGGAGAGGCAGAAACGUGCGGCGCUGAGAAGUUCUGUCAUCCAGGAGCUGAGGCAGCAGUACAGCGACGCUCCCGAGGAGAUCCGGGAAAGACGUGACUUCCAGAGCGAUCGAGAAAGCCGCGAGGAGCUACACAGGAAAACCUACGAGGAGUCCAUGAUGGUUCGUCUCAACGUUCCCAAGAGAGAGAAAAACUCCAGAAAGAGAAGACAGAUGGCCAUGUCUGGUCAGCUGAGCGGCAUCACUCACUUUGGUGACAUCACAGCGUUGACUGGCGGCCAGGAUGGCGAUAACCUUCGGCCCAAGAAAAAGAAGAAGCUCAUGAAGAAGGCAACCAAAAGAAAAGCCUACAAAAAGCACAGAUGAACCAGAGUGGAGGCUACACCAUUCCAGCUGAAAGAGCACGUUUACUAUCUCCAUAUAGAUUUGUGUUAUACCGUUUUGCUGGAUACCGUCUUAAGAACUGAUGUUUUCCUUCGUCAUUUGCCCAAAUUUCAACAAGAAUAAUUAGGAGAGAGAGGGUAAUCAGAGAGGAAGGCAUGACGGAGGUGCGAUGGAGGAAGAAUAACGAGACGGGAGAUAUCGUUCUUCCAUCUCCAUUCACCCCAUAGUCUUUUCUCCCGCCUCAAAAUCAGAAAAAGCCUGCCAUUACUUCCUCUUUCACCUCCUUGACCUGGGUCAUCUCAUAUUUGGGCCCAAAUGCUGAUACUAUGUGGGAUAAAGGUAAGAUUUUAUAAUUCAUUUCAUGCUUUUAAAAUAUUGUCCCUGCCUUUUGUUUUACACAAUACAAUAAGAUACGGUCCCAUUUCACUUCUCAAAUAUAGGAUAUAUGUAACUGGAAUUCCUGAAUCUUGAAAAUGAUCAGGGCUGUCCAAACUUUUUCAUACCACUGUAAAGGUCAUCACCAUAAUGUACUGAUAUGCUGAUGACCAUCUAGUGACAAACAACUUUGGUCUGAAUUUCACAAUGAAAAUAUACUUUUCUUUCUCUAUUUAAGCGCAAUAAUUUUUCCUGUUUUAUGGCGGCGGUCAUGCCACUUCCUUAAAGUACGGUGCGGGUCGCGCGUCAAAACAGGGUGUGUGCAUGUUAAAGCGUUAACUAACCCUGACAUCUGUAUCUACGACAUAAAACACUUGUUUUGUGAGCUCGCGUGGACGUCACCCUUCACCCUGACCAGGAUAGGGACCCAAGUCCAUGUGGUCACCGGCUGCCAUUACACGACGUGGAGAGCCGCUGUCUUGCCUUCGUUGCUGCACCACAAGUCCACAAAGUGAAUGAAAAUGAAGCACAAAUGAAAUGAAUUUUGGCCAAAAUGCGCCACCUCUAAUACUGCCACUUUAUGCCGUUUUUGGGUGCUGGAGGGCCCCCUGUUGAGGUUGUGUGAGAUGUUUGACCAUAAAAGUGCAUUAGAAGCAAGUUAGCAGCAACGAAGGCUGGACAGCGGCUCUCCACGUCAUGUAAUGACAGCCGGUGACCACAGGAGGGCGCGGAUUACCACCCUAAUUUCAAAUUGAUUUGAUUUUUUUCUGUUUUUUUCAACUUGCUUCAAAUGCACUUUUCUGGUCAAAAACACAGUGGGAACCUCAAUCACACUCAACAUGGGCCCCACAAGCAUUUUUUUGCAUGUCCCGCAUAAUUUCAAGUUGAGGGGGGAAGUUACACACCCCUCAUUGUGCCGACUGGGAAGGCAACGCCCUAUCACUUAUCAGGAUUUGAACACAGUACUACAGCACCAUGAAUCUGCGGUGCUACCAGUUGAGCUAGCCAUCUGACAAGCACCCAUCAUGUUAUAACAGAGGUGAUGAUUGCGAAAUGUGCCGGACGUGGAGGAAUAGAAAAAUGACCAAGAACUACACUCACCCUGAUCAGGUAUUGAACCUUGAUCCCCUGCACCAUGAAUCUGUGGUGCUGCCAGUUGAGCUAGUCAUCUGGGAAACUUCCGUCAUGUUAUAACGGACGUGAUGACUGCGAUACAUGCUGGCCCAGGAGAAAUAGUAAAACAACAAAUUACCGUUCUUGUCAUCACUGGGUAUUGAACCUUGAACCCCUGCACCAUGAGUCUGCAGUGCUAUCAGUUGAGCCAACUGACCGACACAACAGAAUUGCUCAAGGCAAAGGCAAAACCUACAGUGGAUGAUGAUUACAAUACAUGGUGAAAUAGCAAAAAGGCCAACAACUACACCUGGCAUUGAACCUGAUCCAUGAUUUUGCUGAUUUUAGCAUUCCCCCAGCGCCAGCACUUAUCGUGGUCAUCACCUCCGUUAUAACAGCACAGUGCUUGCCAGAUGAUUAGCUCAACUGGUAGCACCGCAGAUUCCUGGUGCAGAAGAUUGGGGUUCAAUACCUGGUGAGCACCCAAAAAUGGCAUCAAAUGCCAGUGUUUUAGGGAGCUGAUUUUUAAUGAAAAAAAACGUUUUUUUCUGUUUAUUUUCAACUUGUUUCUAAUGCAUUUUUUUCUGGUCAAAAACACAGUUUGUCUAUAUUCCCUCUCUGGGUUUUAGUUUCCGUUUUGGAUGCUCUUGUUUUGUAGUUGACUUCCUGUUCCUGUGCCUUGUCUUCCUUGGUUGUGCUAAUCACCCACACCUGCCACUAAUUACUCCUGUCUAUUUAGUUCAGGUGUGUGCUUAUCCUGAUGUGGGUUCAUUAUCA
Messenger RNA from Doryrhamphus excisus (bluestripe pipefish), 3305 nucleotides. RefSeq names its product neuroguidin, EIF4E binding protein (gene ngdn). Gene Ontology annotation, biological process: maturation of SSU-rRNA from tricistronic rRNA transcript (SSU-rRNA, 5.8S rRNA, LSU-rRNA). The record is from RefSeq and is a predicted model, not a curated record. Gene Ontology annotation, cellular component: small-subunit processome; nucleolus. NCBI's taxonomy places the organism in Eukaryota, Metazoa, Chordata, Actinopteri, Syngnathiformes, Syngnathidae.